Molecule: messenger RNA, 693 nt
Organism: Aphanomyces astaci
Lineage: Eukaryota; Oomycota; Saprolegniomycetes; Saprolegniales; Verrucalvaceae
Exons: 4
Coding region: 1-693 (230 amino acids)
Source: RefSeq, a predicted model, not a curated record
AUGGAUGCCCGCUACAACCUGGAUGACCUGGAGGACUUUACGUUCGACAGUGUCAUGCUGGUUACGGCGAAUGACGCCAACUGUCUUCUCUGGUGCAUGAGUGUAGGGCUCCUCAAAAGCUCUAUGAUCUGCCCUCACUGUACGAAGGACAUGAAACUGUCUGCCGCCACCCACCGCCGACGAGCAACGUGUGGGUCCAUCGAACGAAGUGUGAAGUCUGGAUCGUUUUUGCCCAAGUCGAAUCUCCCUGUCCGCACCAUUGUGCGUAUUAUGCAGCAUUGGGCCUCGCGACGCCCGGUAGCCGACGUGAUCGAAGACCUACGUGUGGCCUCAGCAACCGCCACGAACUGGUACAAGUUUUGUCGCAAUAAAAAAUCCAAGUGCAACUGUGGUACGUGCCACCCAGAGUGUUGGUUGUUUGGCGGCGUUGAUCAAGCAACCAAGAAGUGGUUUGGCGUGCUGACGUAUGAAGACCGCACGAAGCCGUUCGGGUCGUAUGUGUCCACCAAUGAGAGCCACACAUUGGUGAGCAAUCCUGCGUUGACGGGCAUGGAUUACUCUCAUCAGUUGGUAAACGACUCCGAAGACUUCGUCAACCCAGCCAACGGAGCCCACACACAAGGCAUUGAAAGUGUGUGGGAGAUGACGAGUUCCUUUGGCGGCCGUAGUUUCCCCCCGUGGAGCGUGUGGUAA